CCUCUCCUCCCCACCCACCCCACCCCAAGUCCCCAACCAACCCCCCUUGCCACACCCACCCUUCUGCAACGGCAGUUCAUUAGAAAUUCAUGGCCAAGUUCUCUUUCGACGACGCCGAGGAGGACCCUCCCGCCGCUGCUUCCGGAGGCGACAAGAGAAAGCGCGAAGACGGCCCUCCCGGCGGAGCCCCCCCGAAGGCCCGGAAUUUGGCGGUCGGGGGCGGCGAGCCAGAUGGAAGCGCAACAGUAGGGGAGGAGAGGGCCGAGGGGAGCGGCCGGAAGGUGGUGGAGACCGGCGGUGGGGAGGCUGAUGAGGGCAUCAGCGUGCGGAUCGACCCGGACGUGCUCGACUGCUCCAUCUGCUUCGAGCCUCUCCGACCGCCCCUCUACCAGUGCCAAAAUGGCCAUGUAGCAUGCUUUUCCUGCUGGUCCAGGCUGAGCAAUAAGUGUCACAUUUGUUCUCAUGAUGCCAACUUUGCACGGAACAUUGCACUGGAGAAGAUUGUUGAGUCAGUCAAGUCCUCAUGCUCGUAUGCCAAUUGGGGUUGUAGCAAGUUGGUUAGCUAUUCGCUCAGAGAUGCUCAUGAAGAAUCUUGCCUUUUUGCUCCUUCAGUGUGUCCUAUUCCUGGUUGCGGGUACAGAGGAUUCACAGGAUGGUGGUCAGGACAUUUCUUUAUAGACCAUAAUGCUGAAGGCCUGCGGUUCAUGUAUGGUCAGCACUUCGAAGUAAAUCUGGAAAUGUCAGUUCCUUUUCUAGUUCUUCUAGCAGAGGAUGACCACCUAUUCCUUGUCCUGAACAAGAACGUGAUGCCCUUUGGGCAUGCAUUUUCAGUGGUUUGCCUUAGGACUGGCAAUCUGAACUGGAAUUUCCUCUACGAAAUAAAAGCAAUUAGUAGUGCAAACACUGAAAACAGCCUACAACUGAAGGCUUCUGUUACAAACACAAGGGAGUGGGGCGGUCUUCACCCUACAGAAGCUUUCCUUUUGGUUCCUUAUGUCUUUUGCAAAUCGAGCAAACUAACACUAAACCUCUCUAUUGAGAGGUUUGCUGAUGUUGGGGGUGGAUAUGUGACGUCCUCUGUGUUGUAAAAUGUAAAAAAAAAUUGUAGCAGUGUAAAAUUGUAAAUUGUAUGUGUAUGCUGCCAUGUACUAACCCUGUACUAUCCCAUCAAGCAUAUCACUUGUGAUGGAGAAAAUGGGCUGCUGGAUGUAGGAACUAAAUUCAAGACGAGAGUUGUAUUCUUGUGCUAAUCAUGAAUUCUGAUUGUA
Phragmites australis (common reed) is the source of this 1268-nucleotide messenger RNA. RefSeq names its product E3 ubiquitin-protein ligase SINA-like 10. The transcript has 2 exons. Lineage: Eukaryota; Viridiplantae; Streptophyta; Magnoliopsida; Poales; Poaceae. The coding region runs from base 90 to 1088 and encodes 332 amino acids. The record is from RefSeq and is a predicted model, not a curated record. Gene Ontology annotation, molecular function: zinc ion binding.